AUGGAUAAAACAAAUAAAUUUUUGGAAUAUCAAAACGAUCCCGACUUUUUCAAUAUCGUCAAAACGUCCAUUGAUAAAGAAUUAUCUAAUAUGAAGAAAAUAGUUGAUAAAAUAAACCAAAUGAGAGUGGAGGCGGCGUACUUAGAAUCAGACUUAAUGACAAUUGUUGAUGCGAAAACUUGGGAAGACAUCACUGAAUUCAUAGGGUUGGCACCACUGAAGAAAGAAAAUUGA
Parnassius mnemosyne (clouded apollo) is the source of this 234-nucleotide messenger RNA. The record is from the annotation of a GenBank genome assembly. NCBI's taxonomy places the organism in Eukaryota, Metazoa, Arthropoda, Insecta, Lepidoptera, Papilionidae.